Funneliformis geosporum is the source of this 306-nucleotide messenger RNA. The record is from the annotation of a GenBank genome assembly. NCBI's taxonomy places the organism in Eukaryota, Fungi, Glomeromycota, Glomeromycetes, Glomerales, Glomeraceae.
AUGAAGGUAGGCCAGCUUAAGUAUAUUAAUAGUAUGCAAUUUAUGAAUUCUAGCUUAGCAUCUCUUACAAAGAAUUUGGGCAAUAAGCAUCCAAUUAUGACUGAGUAUUUAAAGAAGCAAAGCUAUUUUUCUGAACAGAUUUCCUUAGCAUAUCACAAAGGAAUCUUUCCUCAUGAGUAUAUAGACUCUCAUGACCGAUUUAAGGAAACAGAAUUACCUCUGAUUAAUGAGUUUCAUAGUAUCUUUGGAGGAGAAUAUAAUGAUCUUUAUCUUAAGAUAGACAUACUUAGUCUAGCAGAUGUUUGA